GCAGCUGUAUCUAAACCAUACAUCACCGAGUCCAAUGCAAAGCGUGGGAUGCAGUGGUGUAAAGGACAUCACCACUGGGGAGACGCCUUCUCUGGACUGAUGAAUCACGCUUUUCCAUCUGAUGGACCAGUCUGGGUUUGGAGGUUGCCAGGAGAACGCUACAUUUCGGACUGCAUUGUGCCCAGUGUGAAAUAUUGGUGGAGGGGGAAUUAUGGUGUGGGGUUGUUUUUCAGGAGUUGGGCUUGGCCCCUUAGUUCCAGUGAAAGGAACUUUGAAUGCUCCAGGAUACCAAAACAUUUUGGACAAUUCCAUGGGAUGGCACUACAACUUCAUAUCAGUGUGCAGCAACAAGGUGUGUAGUGUUCCCCCUGAGAAGGAAAAUGAGGACGUGUCUCCACAUCUGCUUGGUGGCGCCACAGGACCCCGACUCAACAACAAGCAGCUGUACAAAUUCAGCUACACCACCCAGGUGCUGGUGGCCGGGGCCCGGGGCCCGAAGGAGGGCGGCGUGGGCUCCAAAGUCUCCAGCGACGUGGACGUCCAUCUCUUGUGGCGAGACCCUCGUGACCAAGACGAGCAGCUGAUACAGCUGAAGAUAUCCAACGUGAGAGCGGACCACGCGUCCCAGCGGGCCCAGAAAAAGAAGAAUAUCCUCCAUGGAGGCAACAUUGAGAGUCUGCUGGGCAAAAGUAGACUGGCAGCGCUGACUAAACCUUUUUAUGUGCACCUGCGCAAUGGAAAGGUUAAGGCCUUUUAUUCCUACUGGGCGGAGCCUGCCAUCAUUAAGAACCUCAAACGAGGAGUGUCCAGCAUGUUGCAAGUGCAGCUCAACACUGGAAAAGUUAUAGAGAACGACGUGUCCGGAAGGUGCACAGUUGGCUACAAGGCAGAAAACAACCAGGUGACAAGAACAAAGUUCCUGCAGUCCUGCAAAACUGCAGAGAGCGGCUUCACCACACACAGUCAGGUUAUGGGUGUGGCCCGGAAGUCGCGCUCCGUCACGGUGUUCACACUGGAAGAAGGUUUCAUCCGCUCAGCUGUGGCUGAAGAAGAACACUGGCUGAUCGUCAACGCUCACCGCUCCUCAUCAGCCAAGGUUUUGUCCAGGCAAACCUUCACCCUGGUGGGCACAGAGGCCGGACCUCUGGAGGCUGCUGGGAAAGACCCUUCCAUGGUGGUCAAGUCCAUUGAUGCCAAGCUGGCAGCUGUUGGUAUCGUGGCGGAGAAGAUGAAAUCCAAGUGCAAGAAAUGUCCCUCUCUUUUUGAAGACUGGAAAGCUGUUCAGAAGAAACUAGAGCCGGAGAGUUUAUCCAAGGCCACUGCCCCUCGCAGCUUCCUGGCUCUCAUCCAGAGCAUCAGAAAAGGAUCCAAAGACGAAAUCCUGAAAGUGCUGAAGAGCGCCAGCAAAACUUCUCUUCCUCAAGUGGUGGAUGCUGUCACCUCCUCCCAAACCUCUGCAUCUUUGGAUGCCAUGCUUCAAUUCCUCAACUUCACCGACGCCAAAGGUCUGGUUCUGCAGGAGAGGUUUCUGUACGCCUGCGGAUUUGCCUCGCAUCCCAACGAGCGCAUGCUGCAGGCUCUGUUGGAGAUUUCUAGAGGGAAGAUCGGCAGCACUGACAUCAGGGAGUCUGUGGUGAUCAUUAUGGGAGCCCUGGUCCACAAGCUGUGUCAGAAAGGAGGAUGCAACUUGCCGGCAGUGGUGCAGGUCAAGAAGAUGAUUCUGGCGGGUCCGGACAGCACACAGGAUGAAGCCAAGGUCCAGAUGUUCCUCCUGGCCCUAAAAAACUCUCUGCUCCCUGAGGCCAUUCCCAUCUUUACCAAAUAUGCUGAGUCGGAAGUGGGCGCGUACAACACCAUCGCCCUCACCAGUCUGCAGAGAUACGAUGCCACGCUCAUGACGGAUGAGGUGAAGCAAACGGUGAACAGAGUUUACCACCAAAACCGAAGGAUUUAUGAGAAAAACGUGCGAGCGGCCGCCGCCGACGUCAUCCUCAGCAGCAACCCGUCAUACAUGGAGGUGAAAAAUCUCCUCUUGUCCAUCGGUCACCUGCCUCAUGAGAUGAACAAGUACAUGUUAUCCAAGAUCCAGGACAUCCUCCGCUUCCAAAUGCCUGCCAGUAAAGUGCUGAGACAAGCUAUGCAGGAUAUAAUUGCACACAACUAUGACCGCUUUUCAAAAUUCGGGUCAUCGUCUGCAUUCUCAGGAUUCAUGGCAAAAUCUGCCGACGUGACGUCCACAUACAGUCUGGACAUCUUGUACUCGGGCUCUGGGAUCCUGAGAAGAAGCAACAUGAACAUUUACGGUGCCAGUAAAGGAGCAGUGCUGCACGGACUACAGGUGGCCAUCGAAGCGCAGGGCUUGGAGUCGCUCAUCGCCGCCACGCCCGAUGAGGGCGAGGAAAAGUUGGAGUCUUUUGCCGGGAUGUCAGCGCUGCUGUUUGACGUCCAGCUGAGGCCGGUCACCUUCUUCAAGGGCUACAGCGACCUCAUGUCCAAAAUGUUCUCCAUGAGCGGGGAACCCAUGAAUGUAGUGAAGGGCCUCAUUCUGCUGACCGAUCAUUCUGAGGUCAUUCAGCUGCAGUCUGGUCUGAAGGCAAGUGCGGAGUUCCAAGGCGGGUUAGCCAUCGACAUCUCUGGCGGCAUGGAGAUCAGCCUGUGGUACCGGGAGUCCAAGACCAGCGUCAACAACAGGGGCGCACUGGUGGUCUCUGGUAAUGUUACAGUAGACUUGGACUUCAUGAGCGCCGGUUUGGAGGUCAGCUUUGAAACCGAGGCCGCCCUGGACUUCAUCACCACCGUGCAGUUCUCCGAGUAUCCCUUCCUGGUGUGCAUGCAGAUGGACAAAACCACCUUCCCUGUCCGUGAACACGUGAAGAAGCACGAGAGUCUGCCAUCAGGGAAGAGCGUGGUGUCACGAAGGAGCAGGAAGAUGCUCGUCCCCGGCUCGGAAUUCCCACUUCACCAGGAGAACUCCAACAUGUGCAAGAAGGUUUUUGGCUCCGGCUGAGAAUCCACCGCGAGACAACAACAUGGUGCAACCAAACUUGAUAGUAGAUACUGUUACCUGAUUGGCUGUUAGCAUGGCACUUCCUGCGUUGCUCAGUUAGCGAGUGUCUUUGUUCAUACAACUUCCUGUUUCUUCCAAAAAAGAAAAAAAAAAAUCUAACAUUUUAUCAAACGCAUUUUUAAUUGCUAUUGAUCCGAGGUGUAUAGCGAUAUAUAUUGAUAUUGUUUUAUCCCCCAGCCCUCACGUGAAGCGACUGCUAUGUCCAGACCUAAACAGAGUAGGCUCUAUGUCAGUAAAUGAUUGACACUCGUGUUGUUUCCACCAGACAAGAUCUGGCAUGAAAAAGAAAUCCACCAAAAUAAAUAUCAAAAGUUUUCAAGAAGUAUUUUGUCUCACCUACAAAUUUCUGAAAGUGUGACCGUUUGCUGAGCAAGUUCGCCUUACGGGAGGGAAGGGAUUCAUAUGGCCCCUUUCCUUAUGAGGGGGUUUAAUCCUCUUGCAACGCAGUCUAAUGAAAACAAUGGAAAGUGCCACUAUACAUGGCAACUGACGCUGUGGUGAAAGUUGGAAUUGCCACAAAACACAUUUUAAGAUGUUCAACACGCUACUGCCAUCUGGCGGCUAAAGUAAAUAGUGCACCCCUAAUUUGUCACCUUUCAUGUGUCAGGAAAACCGCAACGGGGGCCCAUAUGAAUCCCCUUCCUAAUGUAUACUUACAGAUCCAUUGGUUUUACUAU
Nerophis lumbriciformis (worm pipefish) is the source of this 3744-nucleotide messenger RNA. RefSeq names its product microsomal triglyceride transfer protein (gene mttp). Lineage: Eukaryota; Metazoa; Chordata; Actinopteri; Syngnathiformes; Syngnathidae. Gene Ontology annotation, molecular function: lipid binding. Gene Ontology annotation, cellular component: Golgi apparatus; basolateral plasma membrane; endoplasmic reticulum. Gene Ontology annotation, biological process: lipoprotein metabolic process; cholesterol homeostasis; lipid transport. The record is from RefSeq and is a predicted model, not a curated record.